This is a messenger RNA of Pochonia chlamydosporia 170, 3372 nucleotides long. Its product is annotated as lipase/serine esterase. The coding region runs from base 1 to 3372 and encodes 1123 amino acids. NCBI's taxonomy places the organism in Eukaryota, Fungi, Ascomycota, Sordariomycetes, Hypocreales, Clavicipitaceae. The transcript has a single exon. Gene Ontology annotation, molecular function: monoacylglycerol lipase activity. The record is from RefSeq and is a predicted model, not a curated record.
AUGCUUCUACUGCACCAGGUCGGCAGCGUCAAGAUUGGUGAAGUCGUCCGAUACACCAUCACCUACACACCCUCGCAAGAUCGAAUUCUACCUUCGCCCGAAAAACUCCACGUUCGAAUUCGAAAUACCUCCACCAUUGCUCUGCGCGCUGCUUUUGUACACGGACCUUAUACGCUCUCCGUCUCGGCUUAUCCCGCCAACUAUAACCCCAACGAGAAGUUCCUCAACCCUCGCCGCUAUGGAGUCCCCGAGUUUGAACCCAUGCUCAAAGCAGGGGGCGCCUGGGAAUGUGAACUGAUCGUUCCAGAUGAUAUCCGCCAGGGUGCCGGUGCCGGCCGACAUGGCGGCUUUGGGAAAAGUCCUGAGCACGAUGACGAAUGUGCCACUUGGGUUAUCGAAGUUGCAUCACAGGUUAUAUUCUCGACUUCGGCUGCAGUAGGCUUCGAGGUUGUGAUGGCACGCGACUACAAAUCGCUCAACCUGAGUCAAUCACUCCCUAUUGUUAGCAAUUCGAGCGCUGUACCGCAACCUGGCCGGGUUAGUGAUCACCAGCAGAGUCAGGGUGCAAAGGACGGCCAUCACCCUGCACAAACCAAAGGAGUCUUCUCUCGCGCCAUUCACCUCAAAGUGGAGGAUACAGCUACCCUGUGGAAUACACCGAGACUCCCUGGUUGGGACGAUAUAGGUGAAAAGAGAGCGGAAGCUAAGGGUGCGGAUAAACCUGUACAAAGUGUAGUCAAAACGGGAGACCCGGAAACGGAAGAGGACAAGCUACCUCCAGCGGAAGAACACAAGAAAAGGAAGGUUCAUCUAGUCGUUUUGACUCACGGGCUGCACAGCAAUCUCGGAGCUGAUAUGCUAUACAUUAAAGAAAGCAUAGAUGCUGCUGCAAAACAGGCGCGCAUCGAUGCCAAAGCUAGGCGGGCACGGGAGCGGGCGACUAAGAAGGCUGAUUCAACCGAGUCACAGUCAAAAGACACAAAACAAGGCGAAGAAAACGACAGAGACCAGUCCCACCUUGACGACGAUGACGAUGACGACGAAGAGGUCAUCGUACGCGGAUAUCCUGGAAACGCCACCAAGACCGAAAAGGGCAUCAAAUACCUCGGCAAACGACUUUCAAGAUAUAUUCUCUCUAUGACGUAUCCCGAUCAACCCUUUCUGCCGCUUGGCAAGGGGGCUGGUGAGGGUCUCGCUGAAGCUAUGAGGGGCGACCAUAACCACCAACACCACCACAAUGACGACCACGAUGUUAAACAGGCCCACAAGCAUAGCACAAUACAAGCCGAUGUUGCCAAAGCAAAACACGACAGUUACUGCAGGCACUACAAGAUUACAAGCAUCAGUUUCGUUGGACAUUCACUUGGCGGCUUGGUUCAGACCUACGCCAUUGCCUACAUUCAAAAACACUCCCCCAAUUUUUUCAAUCUAAUUCAGCCAGUCAACUUCAUCACUUUAGCCUCACCGUUUCUUGGCUUGAGCAACGAAAAUCCUCUAUAUGUGAAAUUUGCCCUUGACUUCGGCUUAGUCGGACGAACCGGACAAGAUCUUGGCCUGACCUGGAGAGCCCCAACACUCGCCCGCAGCGGAUGGGGCGCAAUUGUCAGCAAUCUUGGCGAGUCUGCACACAAAAAGGUAUACGGGGAAUCGCAGCCUGAAUCCAAGCCUCUACUUCGCAUCUUGCCUACUGGCCCAGCGCAUACGGCCCUCAAAAAGUUCCGAAACCGCACCGUCUACUCCAAUGUGGUCAACGACGGCAUAGUUCCUCUUCGCACAAGCUGUCUCUUAUUCUUGGAUUGGCAGGGUCUUGGCCGCGUCGAAAAGGCUCGGCGAGAUGCCGGUUUAGUAGAAACUGUUGUUGGAUUUGGUUGGGCAGAGCUGACAGGCACGAACAUCUUGUCUCCGCGGUCUAAGCAGAAACUACCGUCAGACGAUCAAACACUGCAGAGUGACUCCGGCACAAGUACACCAAGGGGAAGCAUGCGCCAGGUCCCGCAGCCUUCGGACGACGCUAUCAACGAGGACGACAGAGCAAGCAUUCGUUCAGUGCCACUGCCAUUCAACGACGGCGAGGAUCCUACCUCUGACACCAGCAGCGAGCCCUCGCAUUCGUCGGCUCUGGCCGGCUUCUUCAACCUCUUUAAGAGCAACGAGCCUCCUAAGCCUCAAGUGACUUCUGCAAAACAGAAGAAGAUUUUGCGACGCGGCCAGACGAUACACCCCAAUGGAUCUGAUACGGCCGACUCAAGUGCUACUGAUGUUACGGACAGGCGACCAGGUAAGGCGACAACUGGGCAGGAGAUGGAGGAGGCCAUCGAUGGGAUGACUGCACCACCUAAAACUACAUUUUUUGAAUCUGCCGGCGACCUUCUCAACCCAAGCGUACCCACCACUGAGUACCUUCUCGAUCCAUCGAAGCGUCCCAGGACCAUUUUCCACGACCGGGUUUACCAUCCUAGUGAUAUACCGCCUCCGCCCAUGAAGAAGCGGCAGACGACGCUUGUUCGUCGUAAGACAUCCGGCAAGAUGUCUGCAACGUCUCAGAAUUCUAUGCAGAGCGAUGGCUCGUCGCCUUAUCCUUCCAUCAACCACGCUGAUUCCAUAGAAUCGACAAAGGAUUAUGACGACACUGCCAACACCAACCCCGACAAACACCCGGCGGAGAUAAUUGACGGUUCAAGCAUGCGCGUGGAAGAGAAGAUUGCCAGAGGUUAUCAUCGGGACCUGUCAUGGCGAAAGGUACUGGUGAAGCUGGAACCGGACGCCCACAACAACAUCAUAGUGCGCCGCAUGUUUGCCAAUGCUCAUGGCUGGCCUGUUGUCAAGCACAUGGUGGACGCCCAUUUCAGUGACUCCGAGGCCGCACGGAUGCGUGAUGACGAGGAGCCAAACGUAGAGCGCGCAUUCGCGUCUCACCGGUCGCCCGAUGCCGAUGGUCGGGAAGUCAAACGGCUGGGUCAACUUGAUCAAGCGAAUGAGGGCAGCUCUGGCUCAUCUGACGAACCAAACAGCGGUGAAACCAACGAGGCAAGAGAAGCACGCGAAGCGUUGGACGAGGUCCCCGAAUUGCCGAAGAAGCCUGAUGGAGAUGUCACCUCACCAGCUCCCCGUGCCGGAUCGUCGGAUAGGGCUGACUCUAUGACGUGGAGCGAUCGGGAUUGGAUGGACAGCGAAAAUGAGAGCGAUGCUGACCUGCACGGCGAUGCGCAACAUGGCAAAAGGAAGCAGCAGCAGCAGCUUGCGGAACCGGCCAAAGACGAGACACAACAAGGACGUCUAAGCCCAUCUUCCUGGAAAUGGACGGAGAAGAUUGUGGGCAGGGGGUUGGCUGGCGGUCGUAGCAAAAGCCCCAAGCCCGAUGAAGCCAAAUGA